UGCGCGGGUCCCUGAACUCCCGGGCGGCCUACAGGAGCGGAGAGGUUGUUGGUCUGCAUAUGUAUUUUCAUCCAGAAAUUAUCGACUGCAUCUGAGCCCUUUCAUUGCUUCUGUGGCCAGAGGGAGCUGCUGUUGCUUCCCUGUCCUACGUCUGGAGGUUGAACGACAGACACCAUGUUUCUGUACAACCUGACUUUACAACGAGCCACAGGCAUCACCCAUGCCAUUCAUGGCAACUUUUCAGGAACCAAGCAGCAAGAGAUUGUUGUUUCCAGAGGGAAGAUCCUAGAACUGCUGCGGCCUGAUGCCAACACAGGGAAAGUUCACACACUGCUCACCAUGGAGGUGUUUGGAAUUAUCCGCUCCCUCAUGGCCUUCAGGCUGACUGGUGGAACAAAGGAUUACAUUGUGGUGGGCAGUGACUCAGGGCGCAUAGUGAUUCUGGAGUACCACCCUUCCAAGAACAUGUUUGAGAAAGUGCACCAGGAGACCUUUGGCAAGAGUGGCUGCAGGCGCAUUGUACCAGGGCAGUACCUUGCUGUUGACCCCAAAGGACGUGCUGUCAUGAUUGGGGCCAUUGAGAAGCAGAAGCUGGUGUACAUUCUGAACCGUGAUGCUGCUGCUCGUCUCACCAUCUCCUCCCCUCUGGAGGCUCACAAGGCCAACACACUGGUUUAUCAUGUUGUGGGUGUUGAUGUGGGCUUUGAGAACCCCAUGUUUGCUUGCCUGGAAAUGGACUAUGAGGAAGCAGACAACGAUCCGACGGGUGAGGCAGCAGCUAACACUCAGCAGACAUUGACCUUCUAUGAGUUGGACCUGGGUCUGAACCAUGUUGUCCGCAAGUACAGCGAAGCGCUGGAGGAACAUGGAAACUUCCUUAUCACAGUGCCAGGGGGUUCCGAUGGCCCCAGUGGGGUGCUCAUCUGCUCCGAGAACUACAUCACCUACAAGAACUUUGGAGACCAGCCAGAUAUACGCUGCCCUAUUCCACGCAGGAGGAAUGACCUUGAUGACCCAGAGCGAGGCAUGAUCUUUGUCUGCUCAGCCACCCACAAGACCAAGUCCAUGUUCUUUUUCCUGGCACAGACAGAGCAGGGAGACAUCUUCAAGGUCACACUUGAGACAGAUGAGGAGAUGGUGACAGAGAUCAGGCUGAAGUACUUUGACACCGUCCCUGUGGCAACUGCCAUGUGUGUGCUGAAGACCGGGUUUUUGUUUGUCGCAUCAGAAUUCGGCAACCAUUACCUCUAUCAGAUCGCUCACCUGGGUGAUGAUGAUGAUGAACCCGAGUUCUCAUCUGCCAUGCCGCUGGAGGAAGGAGAUACUUUCUUCUUCCAACCCCGGCCUUUGAAGAACCUGGUGCUGGUGGAUGAGCAGGAGAAUCUGUCACCCAUCAUGUCAUGCCAGAUUGCUGAUCUGGCAAAUGAGGACACACCACAGCUCUAUGUGGCCUGCGGCAGGGGACCUCGAUCCACCCUGAGAGUUUUGAGACAUGGUCUGGAGGUGUCUGAGAUGGCUGUGUCAGAGCUGCCUGGUAACCCCAAUGCUGUGUGGACAGUACGGCGUCACAUCGAAGAUGAGUUUGACGCUUACAUCAUCGUGUCCUUCGUCAAUGCCACCCUUGUACUCUCCAUUGGAGAGACUGUAGAGGAAGUGACGGAUUCUGGUUUCCUGGGAACCACGCCUACCUUGUCCUGCUCCUUGCUUGGGGAAGAUGCGCUAGUCCAGGUGUACCCAGACGGUAUCCGUCACAUCCGGGCUGACAAGCGCGUCAAUGAGUGGAAGACUCCCGGUAAGAAGACCAUUGUGCGCUGUGCAGUCAACCAGAGACAGGUGGUGAUUGCAUUGACUGGAGGGGAGCUGGUGUACUUUGAGAUGGACCCGUCGGGUCAACUGAAUGAGUACACAGAGCGGAAGGAGAUGUCAGCCGAUGUGGUGUGCAUGAGCCUGGCUAAUGUUCCACCAGGCGAGCAGCGUUCCCGCUUCCUGGCUGUGGGUCUUGUAGACAAUACUGUCCGCAUCAUCUCCUUGGAUCCUUCAGACUGUCUUCAGCCCCUCAGCAUGCAAGCAUUGCCAGCACAGCCUGAAUCCCUGUGCAUAGUGGAGAUGGGCGGAGUGGAGAAGCAGGAUGAGCUUGGAGAGAAGUCCUCCAUUGGUUUCCUCUACCUCAAUAUCGGCCUUCAGAAUGGAGUCUUGCUGCGGACUGUUCUGGACCCUGUGACAGGGGACCUGUCAGACACUCGCACUCGUUACCUGGGGUCUCGCCCUGUCAAGCUCUUCCGUGUCAGAAUGCAAGGGCAGGAAGCUGUCCUGGCCAUGUCUAGCCGUUCUUGGCUAAGCUAUUCCUACCAGUCACGCUUCCACCUGACACCGCUGUCCUACGAGACACUGGAGUAUGCCUCAGGCUUCGCUUCAGAGCAGUGCCCUGAGGGUAUCGUGGCAAUCUCCACCAACACUCUGAGGAUUUUGGCUCUAGAGAAGCUUGGAGCAGUGUUCAACCAAGUUGCAUUCCCUCUUCAGUACACACCUCGCAAGUUUGUGAUCCACCCAGAGACCAACAACCUGGUGCUUAUCGAGACAGAUCACAAUGCCUACACAGAGGCCACCAAGGCCCAGCGCAAGCAGCAGAUGGCAGAGGAGAUGGUGGAGGCUGCUGGAGAAGAUGAAAGGGAGCUGGCUGCAGAGAUGGCUGCUGCCUUCCUGAAUGAGAACCUUCCAGAGGCCAUCUUUGGGGCACCUAAGGCUGGGUCAGGACAGUGGGCCUCACUUGUGCGCCUUGUUAACCCCAUUCAAGGCACUACCUUGGACUUGGUUCAACUGGAGCAGAAUGAGGCUGCCUUCAGUGUUGCAGUGUGCCGAUUUGCUAGUGGCGGGGAUGACUGGUAUGUCCUAGUGGGUGUGGCCAGGGACUUGAUCCUGAAUCCACGCUCAGUAGGAGGUGGCUUUAUCUACACUUAUCGCCUUGUUGGGGGUGGUGACAAGCUGGAGUUCGUGCAUAAGACCCCUGUGGAGGAUGUCCCAUUGGCCAUAGCCCCUUUUCAGGGUCGUGUGCUGGUUGGUGUAGGCAAACUCUUGCGCAUCUAUGACUUGGGCAAGAAGAAGCUACUCCGCAAGUGUGAGAACAAGCACAUUCCGAACCUGGUGACAGGGAUCCAUACCAUUGGGCAGCGAGUGAUCAUAUCUGAUAUCCAGGAGAGCCUGUUUUGGGUGCGCUAUAAGCGCAAUGAGAACCAACUGAUUAUCUUUGCUGAUGACACACACCCACGCUGGGUCACCACAGCUUGCCUGCUAGACUAUGACACCAUGGCAUCUGCUGACAAGUUUGGAAACAUCAGUGUUGUUCGCCUGCCUCCCAACACCAGUGAUGACGUGGAUGAAGACCCCACUGGGAACAAAGCACUGUGGGAUAGAGGGCUGCUCAACGGGGCUUCCCAAAAAGCUGAGGUCAUCGUGAACUACCACAUUGGCGAGACAGUCCUCUCACUACAGAAGACCACACUCAUCCCAGGGGGCUCAGAGUCACUAGUCUACACCACUCUGUCUGGAGGCAUAGGCAUUCUUGUGCCCUUUACUUCCCAUGAGGACCAUGACUUCUUCCAGCACUUGGAGAUGCACAUGCGAUCUGAGUUCCCCCCUCUCUGUGGAAGGGACCACCUGAGCUUCCGAUCCUAUUACUUCCCUGUUAAGAAUGUAAUUGAUGGAGACCUGUGUGAGCAGUUCAAUUCCAUGGACCCCAACAAGCAGAAGAGUGUGUCAGAGGAGCUGGACCGCACACCCCCUGAGGUCUCCAAAAAACUGGAAGAUAUCCGCACACGCUACGCCUUCUAGACCAUUUUAAAGCAUGAUAGCUGGAGGGCAGGAGUUUGGGAGGGCUGGGAGUUGACCCCACAGGCACUCAGCUACAUGCUCUUAGAUUUAGAAAGACAAAUGUACAGAUUUGUUCUCAUUGUAGCACACAAACUACCAACUGAUCUAGCAGACACACUGAAGCUGUCUUUUGUUUUCACUGGGUUUUUUUGGAGCCUAAUAAUCUUUUUCGGUCUUUUUUUUUUCCUUUUUUUUUUUAAACUGUACUUUCUUUUUGAACAGUGGUUGGACUUAAACUAAGCAAAACAAGUUGUGUUUUUACAUUAUACGCCUGAUUUGGAUCAGUGUAUUUGUGAAUGAAUUAACAAUUUCUUUCACAAUACACAGGCAAGGCCAUACCAUACAUGAGCUUCAGUGUGUCAUUUUUCUUGUACAAUGAACAAUUUGUUUGACUUGUUUGAGCUUUGAUAAACCGAAGAUUGAGGAGAAAAAUAGUUGCCCUUUAAUCCAGUUUGUUUGUCGGUUGCUGGACAUAAGGUAUUUAAGUAGUCCCCCCCCCCCAUAGCUGAUGUGUUCAUCUUUUGUUUGUACCUUGUAAUCUUAAUUAUAUAAACCUCCACCCAGCUUGAUGGGUGCCAAGCUGUAGGAGACAAAUUCCAUACUUUUUAUUGGGGGGGGGAAAUGGCGAAGGUAGGGGUUUGUUGUAAAUAAACUUUUUUUAUAUAAUUUGUUUCUCUUGGUGUCACUGCAUGUCUGCUAUGGGGAGGGUGGGUCAUGGAAUUUGAUUUACCCAUUCUGUUAUUCAUAGUACCAUUGUUUGAUAUAGAACCUGUUAAUGGACUGAUACUAGUGUUUGUGUUUUCCUAGCCUAGAGGUCAAGUUCUUCAGUGGGGCUACAAUGAGUACUUGGUCCUUAAUUUCCUUUGCUGUAUCUUCAUAUGGGUUCAGUGUUCGUCGCUGAAGUCAUUCACACUGAAGUGGGGUAGCUAACCUGCUGCUUUAGAUGGCACCCAUACUUUUCAUGGAAUUUUACUGUGAAGUGAGUUUUAAUCACAUAUACUGUCUUGUUCUGCAAAACAAGUGGCUUGUGUAUCACAUCCACAUUUUUUAUGUGUUCUGCACAGUCUGAGAUUUUCUGGUAUCAGAAAUAUCAAACUCAGGGUAUGCCCAGUCCAUCACUUUCCCUUGCAUCAGCUUAAAUUCCUUUGAGAAGUACUUAGUACUAAUUGACUCUUAGCUGUUGUGUAUAAUUAUCAUAAAUACAAUAAAACUAGCGUUUAAAAAAAUCAACUGAAAGUGAAUUCCCAACCAUUAUAGUUUGCUUCAAC
Messenger RNA from Scleropages formosus (Asian bonytongue), 5135 nucleotides. RefSeq names its product splicing factor 3b, subunit 3 (gene sf3b3). The transcript has 27 exons. Bases 175 to 3828 code for a protein of 1217 amino acids. Gene Ontology annotation, molecular function: protein binding; nucleic acid binding. Gene Ontology annotation, cellular component: nucleus. NCBI's taxonomy places the organism in Eukaryota, Metazoa, Chordata, Actinopteri, Osteoglossiformes, Osteoglossidae. The record is from RefSeq and is a predicted model, not a curated record.